AUGGAACAGGCAAAUAUUAGAGCACCUGGCAAAUGUAGUUUGUCAUAUUCAUAUUUUUCUCUAUUUUCAGUGGACACAUACCUGUUCCAGGAGGUACAGUCAACUCCGUCCAUCCGUAACCUACAUCCCAACAUUCUCAAUAUCUCACAGAAUGCUUUACCAGAAUACACAAAUCGUGUAGACCAACCAGAUGACAGUAAUGGUUCAUCCACACAUAUAUUCUACAUUGCCGUGGGUUGUGUGUGUGCACUCAUUAUCUUCGUGGCUCUAGCCGUGGCUGUGUACUAUGUCAACUCACAGAAAUCUACAAACAGGGCUUAUGCUGAAAGAAUUAGUGACACAAGCAGUUCCCAGGCACUGACACAACAGACACAGUCAUUUCUGAGGGCAGACACGCCAAAUAAAAGUUUAGCUGGAUCUCUGAGAAGCUACCCGCGGGGAAUAUCCCCGAUACCUGAAUUACGUCAACAGAUUCCAGCGCCACCUAUUGAUCCAUAUGCAACUCUACAUGAAAUAGCAAUUGAUCGAUCAAGAAUUUCAUUGUCGGAAAUAAUCAUGGAAGGAACGUUUGGAAAAGUAUAUUGUGGUACGUUAUUAAGCGAGGAUGACAGUGAGGUUGCUGACCAGGAAAUAUUUGUAAAAACAAUUACAGAGCAAGCACGGAGUGAUCAAGUGCAUGUGUUUCUUGUGGAAAGCUGCCUUAUGAAAGGAUUACCUCAUCCAAACAUACAUCCUGUCAUAGGGGCUUGUAUCAGUGAAAAAUUACCACCAUAUAUUAUAUAUCCAUACACUACAGAGGGAAACCUUAAAAAGUUUUUACAGAAAUGUCGAAUUUCUGACUGUAAUUCUCAUUAUUCAUUAUCUACUCAACAAAUUGUAUACAUGGCAAUACAAGUCAUCAGGGGUAUUCAGUUCUUACAUAGAAAGAAAAUUGUACAUAGAGACAUAGCAGCUAGAAAUUGUGUUGUGGAGAGUGAUUUGAUAGUCAAAAUUACAGACAAUUCAUUGGCACGGGAUUUGUUCCCGGGAGAUUAUAAUUGUUUAGGUGACAAUGAAAACCGGCCUGUGAAAUGGUUGUCAGUUGAGGCAGUAACAGAGAGGAGGUUUUCACCAGCAUCUGAUGUGUGGUCAUUUGGGGUAGUGUUAUGGGAGUUAGUGACGCUAGCUCAGCAGCCGUAUCCUGACAUAGAUCCAUUCGAGAUGGCGGCGUACCUCCACGAGGGAUACAGACUGGCACAGCCUCCAAACUGCCCCGAUGAACUGUAUUCUGUGAUGGCAUGCUGUUGGGCAAUGAACCCUGAAGAACGUCCAAAAUUUUCACAACUUCUGGCAUGCUUACAAGACUUUUAUACAGCUCUCGGAAGAUUCAUCUGAUGUUAUUAAUAACACUUGUGUUCGUAAAAUGCCAGUAUUUCGACAGACCAGACAAAAGUGUGAAAUGUGUCAGUAGCUUAAAAGACAAAGUGUGACGGACAUAGGUUUGAAAAGAAUUCCAGUAUAAACAAGUAAAAAGUGUUUGAAAUUCCAGGAAAUUUCAGAACACAGUGUAGUAAGGGUAGUCAUUAUAGUGAGGUCAGAGUAAGCUUGGUCAUACUGAAAUAUGUGCAUAUUUCAAGGGUAUUAAAAGUUAUGAGAAAUGCUACAGCUAUGUGAUAGCUUGAAAAGCUGCUGCCAUUUGCCAGUGUUAAAUACUUACUGCUGUGUGGUAGAGCUAUGUGGUAGUAUGAAUACAAUAGGUAAGGGGUUUUCUUAAGCACUGUUGCUGUUUGGAGGUGCAGCAUACCGUUUCCAUGUUGUGGUGUGAAAUACAACAGUUGUGUGGUGGUGUGAAACACUUUUCCUAUGUGGUGGUGUGAAACACUACUCAUACGUGGUGGUGUUAAACACUACUCCUACGUGGUGGUGUGAAACACUACUCCUACAUGGUGGUGUGAAACACUACUCCUAUGUGGUGGUAUGAAAAACCACUUGCUGAGGACAUUGACGACGUGGUUAAAACUUUCGUGUUUUUUCUACAACUGUUUACCAAGUUACAAGGAGACAGAACAGUUGGAGAGGUGAUGGCAAGGACAUGGAAAAGUUGAACAUGAUAGGUUUCACAGGUCAAGUAAAGUUACUGUGUCUGCUUUCUUAGUAUGUGUCAGUACAGACCGCUAAAGACUGAUAUGGCCUAUACAGAGCUCAUAUAUAUAUACAGGGUGUUAAACAGACAAGCUUAUGGGGUGAAAAAUAGCCCAUAGAUAUUAUGCUUCUGCACAAGUGUCUGGGAGUAUUUUCUCCCUAAAAUGACAUGUUUUUUUCGGGAUAAGUGAUUACGUAGUACCUGUGUUUAUAAAAUUAAAAAUAGUAACAGAAAGCCUUAGAAUGAUGUGUUGAUAUUUAGUAAGUUUUUGCUUUAGGCAAUUUGUUCAGUGCUUGCAAAGUAUUUCAUAGAACCCUGGUUGUGUAAAAUAUUGUUUAAAGAUGGUGUAAUUUCUACUUUCUAAGUAUUCAUAAGCCUAAAUAGUUUACCUCAGCACAGGACUUAAGACUGCACAGUAGUCUUUUGACUGUUUACUGUUAAAAGUAUUAAUGUGGUGUAAAAACAGCUCCCUGCCUUACAGUUAAUAUGAUCUACAGAUGAGUUGGUUCUUUUUUUAUAGAAAAUAGUCUACAGCAGAAAUAGGACUUCUUAAAUAAAAUUUAAAACAAACAAAAAAUGUUGCGAAUGAUCCAAGGAAGUUUAUUGAAUGAAUUGAAUGUAUUGAAUAUUUUUUACAAAAUCAAUAUAAAACCCUUGCUAAAUAUAGAAGUUAUUUAAUGGCAUUUAGCCUCAGAGAGCCUUCUUAUGUUACCUCCAAAAAGGAUCUUGGUGUCUUCACUGCAGGACAGAGUUGUUGUUUUUUUUGAAAGAAAUUUUCUGCAACAUUUUAAAAAAAAUUUCUGUAUGAAUUCUUUAUAAUAGCACAAGGAGUGUAUAUUGUUAUUUUAAAAUCUCAUAUUAAAGUAAAUUCAAAUUUAUCAUCAAAAUUUCUUCUUAAUGGGGCUUUUUGGGGUCCUUAUUCAGUGUUCAGCCAUGUUUGGAAUGCAUUUUUAAAUAACACAAUUUUGACAUCAUUUAUUGCUGGCUUAGUAAAAUACUUUCAGAAUAUCUUAAAUCAAGACAUAUUUUUAAAUUUUGAAAAAGACUUUUUCUAAAUAUUCAGGAGCCCAAAAAAAAUCUACACAUGGAUUUUCUUUGGACUUUUUUUACAUGAAAAAUGAGAUGAUUAAAAUUACUUGAUAAUCCAAUUUUUUUUUAUUUCCAAUCGUUUAGGUCUGAAAAUGGUUUAUGACUUGUAUGUUAUUUUUUUGUAAACUUAGAAAGAAAUUGUAUGUAGAAAAUAAAUGCUGUUUUAGAAAUUAGCGAAUCAAACAGUAUGUUUUCUUACCUUGCUUAAAGUGACUGCUGAAUAAUGUGCUAAGUGCUCUUUCUUCUUACUGCUGAAUCCGUACCUUCUUACUGCUGAAUCCUGAACUGCUUGUUGUAAAGUAAAGAGAUUAUAAAUCAGUGUAAAUUCUUCAUGUGACUUAAAGAAGGCAUUAAUUUAUUCUUGUUGCUGUGAGGCUGUAUGCUCAAAGUUAUAGACUUUUGUUCUGGCGUGUCUGUAUGUUUCUGUGUAUAUGAGAAAAUAGUAGAUACCAAUAAAUUCAUAAUCAGUAUUAAUACUUGGUUGGAAAUUAUGUAAUAUUUCUGUGUUGAUUUUUUGUGUGUAAAAACAAUUGUGAGUAGCAUAAUGAGAUAUCAUAGUCAUGUGCCUGUGUGUUAUAUUAAACCUUUAGCCUGCUAAAUUUCUGAAAAAGGACUGGUCCAUCAUUCAGUUUGGGCAGUACCAUUUAUUAUUCAAGGGGUGUUCAGUGAAAAUUUACUGAGUGAACAGCAAAUAGUGCAGACCAUGCAUGAUCAACCUGCACGGAUCUACACUAGUCGCAAAGGCAGAAUCACUUGCCACCAGCAGGCUAAAGGUUAAGAUUUAAAUAUACUAGUAUAUUGUAUACUGUGUUUUAUUUGUGAGAGUAUCGUCCCAUGUGGUCCUGCGAUAACUUGUAUAUGAAAGGAAUGGAAACCACAACCUUACACUUGCACAAUCAGAAGAGGUCACUCAUAGGGUCCGAACAUUUGGUUUGCGCUGUCUCUGUGAUUGCAGCAGGUAGAAAAGAUUUGAUUCUGUACCUCAAACUUUUAUUUUGAUGUAAAUGAGAUGUGAAAGUAAAAUUUUUAACCCUGUUCUGCACCUGCCACCAUAUAGCCAGUACUAUGUUGGUUCUCUGUAAAAUGAAAAUCAACAAAAUUUAAGCCAUUGCAUUUGGACUAGAAUUUAGACAUGCACAGAUAUUCGUUAGAAAUAUUUGUUAAACCUAAUUUUGGGGUACUAGAAAAAAAGAAGAUUUUGUUGAAUCACUGUACCAUUCUUAACAGAUUCAUAGUUCUGUGUAUUGAAAUAUCUAGCCCUAUCUUCAAAUCUUGACCAAAAAAAAACAACACAACAA
Molecule: messenger RNA, 4509 nt
Organism: Mercenaria mercenaria
Lineage: Eukaryota; Metazoa; Mollusca; Bivalvia; Venerida; Veneridae
Product: tyrosine-protein kinase RYK-like
Exons: 11
Coding region: 1-1374 (457 amino acids)
Biological process (GO): positive regulation of kinase activity; multicellular organism development; protein phosphorylation
Cellular component (GO): signaling receptor complex
Molecular function (GO): ATP binding; protein tyrosine kinase activity
Source: RefSeq, a predicted model, not a curated record